AUGGCACCCCAAGCGGUUGCACUUGCUCUUGCGCUAACAUUUUUAUUUGCCUCCGCCGCCGCCACAUCUCGGCCAUCAUCAUCGCCGACCACCUCUCCGGCAAAGCCCGGCCCUGGAGCAGCUCCCAUUCCGGCAGCCAAAAAAGCGAUGCCUCCAAUCCCUCAUGCAGCACCGAAGGCGGCCCCCAAUGCAGUCCCGAAGGCGGCCCCUCACGGAGCCCCGAAGGCGGCCGCCAGGCCCAAUAAAACCUCCGCCGCUUCUCCGGAGGCCUCGGCGGCGCCUGGCCCUUCUGAGGAUAUAUCACCUGCUCCGGGCAAUUCCGAUGAGGUGCCAGCUGAUACACCACCCACAGACGGCGCCUCCUCCAUCAAGCUCUCCGUCGCUGCCGCCACUGCCGCCGUCGGGCUCUUGCUGUUUUAA
This is a messenger RNA of Salvia hispanica, 420 nucleotides long. The record is from RefSeq and is a predicted model, not a curated record. Lineage: Eukaryota; Viridiplantae; Streptophyta; Magnoliopsida; Lamiales; Lamiaceae.